GGCCCAUCGCUCACCGCAAUAAUAUAGAUAGAGGAGAUCUGCCGAUUGCACCAGCCACAAACUCUAGGUUUUAUAGACUAGGCUAAAAAAUGAGUUUUUGAUUCUUUUCGUUGUCUACGUAUCUUUCCGUUUCUCCUUGGCAUCUGAUUUUUUCAAGCAUCCUUUCCGGGAAGUUGCAGAGCUUGACCGAACUCCUCCGACUUCCCUCUCGCCCUUCGGGUGAUUACUACUUGUUAUCCCAUCCCGGAGUUUAACAUUCAGAAGAUUGUGAAACUGCAUAGUCUUAUGUAGCUUAGAUAUACCAGUGCCGGAAUCAAGACCAAUUUUAUAAAUUUAAUCAAGGAGUUGCUAUUGAUUAUAAGUUUGAAGUCAUGCCUGUAUCAGGAAAUGAAGAGACUGGGGUGAAACCCAUUUCCAGGCAAGCUAGUGAUUACAUCGCUGGUGUUCCUAUAAAGAAGAGGAGGUUCCCAUUGCCAUGUCUAUCUCCACCUCCAUCUAAAGAACCGAUUCCUUUCGCAGCAGAAAACGAUUCAUUAAAGGAGCAAUCCGAUUUGAUGCAGAUGGAGCAAUCCGAUUUGAUGCAGGAGGAGCAAUCUGAUUCACUAAAAAAGAAACAAUCUGAUUCGCUACAAAAGGAACAAUCUAGCCCAUCUUGGGGGUCCACUAUAUCAACUGCUAGUGCUGCAACAUGUUAUUCUGGUAUAUCUGAUGCACACAAGAAACCUGUAUCUGAGGAGCCCAAAGGAAAUUCUGAUCAUAUUAAUGUUACUCUGUUCCCUAACUACUCUAGAGUCAAACUCGAAGAACCAUGCCUAAGAAUUCACUCUGGUUCUGUGGGUAACAUCGAUUGCAAAGAUAAGCUUGUUGCAACCAAGAACUCUGAAUUGCCAAUAACAUUGGCAAAAGCGAAGUUGAAGGUAGCACCAAAUGAAGCUCUUGUGCUUCCUAUGGGCAAAGAGACAUGUAGCAAUGAAAAAUCUGAAGGCAGGUGUAAAGCAGAAAUUCCUGCUAUUCCAGGGAAUAUUGAACUGACAUUAGGAUUAAAGGAACAUCUUUUUCCAGCAUUGGCAGGUCAAAAAGGUGAUGGAACGGGCCAGAAAAAAGAUAGUUUAGAACCCGAUUCUCUGAAUUUAUCUUUGAGCAACGCAAAUAGCAGUCUCCAGUGGAAAAAGGAUGAUAUUGAGUUGAAUAAUGGUGUACAGCUGUGUGCUAAUAGGGCAAACUGGGAUCUGAAUGUUUUGAUGGAUGCAUGGCAAUGUUCUGCCAGUGAUGCAGCUGCAGAUCAGGUAUCUGUUGAUGACUUCAAUCCAACUGAUCGUACUCAUGAUAUAAAACCUUUCAUAUGCUCAACUGGGAUGAUUGGCACUGGUUCAUCUUCUGGGAUGAUUGGCACUGCUUCAUCUUCUGAACACAAUAGCGUGAGUGAGAACAGAGCUAAUUUUGACUUAUCAUCCAAACUGUCUGGCCAACAAAAUGAAAUUAUUGACUCGCUUCAUUUAGGCCUUAGUCCAACUUCUUUUCAGUCACAGGUGAGCCAGGAACCUUCCUGCUUAUCUGCCAAAGAAGAUUUUGGCAGGGUUUUUCCCAAUAUAAGCUUGCCUAGAUUGAAGGCAUCAACUAGCAAUUUGGACAGAGUUAAUCAUAGGACCGUGAAAUCAGAACCAUUUGAUGAGAGCAUCAAGUUAGAUAAUAUUGGAACUAAAGGUUAUAGUAUGGGACUAUUAAACAGUAGAACACUAAAGCAUGAAUUAGUUGACUGCAAUCUUGCCAAGUCUUCAAAUAUUAGCGCCUUGAAAUUAGGUGGUCCUGAAUCCAUUAAAACAGAACCAGUACAUGAGGAUAGACAAGCACUCAAUAAAAUAGAGGGGACAUCGCGGGUAGACAAACAAGUGCUACAGGGUUUUAGUAAUCAUUCUAUUGCCAUGCCAUCAUCCGGAACUGCACCAAUGUCCUGCACUGCAGUUGAGCCUUCUUGUUCUACAGAGUUGACUAUAGCCGGUGAUGUAGCAAACAACUUUGAACAUUCUAGGUGCACUGAAGGUAAUGGGGAGGUGGUGCCUCAAGAAGCUUGUGAAAGCACUCAGCUGGUUGCUUCAGAAACAGUUGAUACAGAUGUGGGUCAUAAUGGUAAAGAAUCAAAUACUUCUGUGAUGAUUGAUAAUGUAAGAGCUGAAGAUGGAAUUAGUGAUGAACCUGAGCAGUGCAGAUUACAAUGCAUGAAUGACCACCUCCCUGAUAUGCCGGUUGGUGAAGAUUCAGUAAGUGAUGAGGAGAAGAUCGAAAUAUCAGCUGAUAUGUUAGAAGAUUCUUAUAGUUCUGAUUAUGAGUCGGAUGGGAAUCAUCCUUUAGCUAGGGCUAUGGAUACGAAACAAGAUGGUGAAGAAGACGACUAUGAAGAUGGUGAGGUCCGAGAACCUUUAAUGGAUAAUGCAGUAGAGGAGCCUAUAUGUGAGAAAGAAGCUGAACAUGUUGAUCAUGGUGACUCUGACAAUAGAAAGAUGGACAUUAUUGGACAAGAUGGUGAUUAUCAUGCUACUCCAUCUCAUGUUGAGGUAAAAGACUUUAAAACAGAAGAUCCUGAUGAAACAAACAACAAAGAUAAUAACAAUAAUGAUGAUAGAGUGGAGGGGGUGUCCAGCAGCAGUGCUGAUAAACUUACAUGCUCGCAAGAAUCACCGACUGUUGAAAAGCUGAGUGGAGCUGGCAUGAAGAGGCCAAUUAAUGACAUUCAAGGAAAGCCAUGUGAUCAAUUGGGUAGUAAAGAUUGCUUGAAGGAACAGGAGAUAGAAUCAUCGUCUGAACAAACUUCUAGAGGAAACCAAGAAGCUGUGGCCACUGUAGAUGAGAAUGUUAAAAAAAUCCUCAUGCUGGAAAAGAAUGAUACAGCUCUGCAAAAGAUGGAAGCAUCUACAGAUGGUGAUGAUGUGGCUAACGACGUCAACAAUGGCGGUAUUAGGAGCCGUAUUAUAAAUUUGUCUCGAGCUUCUCAUGGGUUAUCUCCUGGUAAAACAAGACCUAUUUCUGCCAGAUCAUUGCCAUCACGAGCUGGAAGGGAGAUACCUGAUGUAGUACUUGAGGGAGAAAACUUACAUCCCCAAGGGAGAGAUGAAUGUUACAUGGAUGGCUCCCACAGAUUUUCACGAGAGAGGCACCAAGAUAACUCACCCAGAAAUUCUAGGUUAAAUUUUAUGCGUGGAAGAGGGAGGAUCCCUAGUCGGUUAGACACUUUACAUGGUGACUGGGAUUCUGACCAUGGCUUCAAUUCAGGAUUUUAUAAUGGGACAACGGAGUUUCGUGUCCCCAGACAUAAAUAUGCAUCUGCUGUCCCUGACUCUGACCUUGAAUAUAAUAGUUAUAAUAUUGCACCAGAAGGUUCAUUUUUUGGCACUGGUCGGGGAAGGAGGAAGCAUUUAAAUGAUGACUUUUUUCGCCGUAUUCCACCAAGAAGACAAUCUUCAGGUGGGAGAGACAUACCUGCUGCACGUGGUGGUGGUCAAAUGAUUCGCAGAGUUACUAGAAAUGUGAGUCCAGGUAGAUGUGUUGAUGAAGAUGGGUCGGAAGUGGUUGGACCUAGGCAUAGUGAGAAGUUUGUAAGGGUUUUUACUGAUGAUACAAUGGAACCAAUGUUCACACGUCCUCAACCUGCCUAUGAAGGAGUAAGUGGCCAUUUUGCACGAGGUACUAGAAACUUUUCUUCUGUUCAGAGAAGGGGUCUUCCCCGAAUGCAUUCAAAAUCUCCGAUAAGAUCCAGAUCUCGUUCUCCUGUCCAGUGGUCGUCUCCAAGGAGAAGAUCCCAAGAUGGUUUUGGUGGACCUCCAGAAUUGAUUCAUCGACGAUCUCCUCCAAUUUAUAGGAUGGAGAGGAUGAGAUCUCCAGAUCUCCCUUGUUUCACUGGAGACCUUAUGGUCAGAAGGCAUGGCUCCCCACCGUAUUUGCCACGAUCAUCUAAUGAUUUAAGGGAUAUGGAUUCUGGACGGGACAAUGGUCAUCCAAGAUCUGUAAUUCCGAAUAGGAGCCAAUCUGGUCGGAUUUUACUCAGAAACCGGCAAUUUGAUGCUAUAAAUCCCCGAGAAAAAACAGGCAGUGAUGAGUAUUGUGGGGGCCCAAUGAAUACCGGUCGGUUGCAUGAGCUUAGUGGUGAUGUGAAUGGUGAUGAUAGAAGAAGGUUUGGUGGGAGACGUGGACCUGUCCGUUCAUUUAGGCCUCCUUAUAAUGAUGCUAAUGGUGAUGGUUUUCAUCUUAAUUCAGAGGAUGGCCCCAGGCCUUUUAGGUUUUAUCCAGAAGAUGAUUCAGAAUUCCAUCAAAGAGGCAAUAUGAGGGAUCGGGGGUUUGACCGAAGGAUUAAGAAUCAGCCAGGAAAUGCACAUAGAAGAACAAGAAGCAUUGAAGAGCAGGAAGUAAAUUACAGGCGUGGGGAGCAGGUGUGGCAGGAUGAUGGAUUUGAUGAGAUCUCUCAUGUGAAGAGGAAAAGAUUUUGAUUUUGAUUUUGAUCCUGCCAUGAGUUGAUAUUUCAGAUGCUAGUGGAGAUGGAAACUUGCAGUCUCUAACCAGCGACAUUUUACUAGCACUAAGGGCAAAGGACUUGCUACCCUAUUUGCAGUUUUAAGCUGUGAAAGUAACUUCAGAUGCAGGCUCUGCUUUUUGGUUACUUGUGGUUCUGUACUGCUUGAUGUCAUGCACAUAGCUCAGUUCCUAUGGUACCAUGGUUGCUAAAUCAUCUUUUAACUCGUAUAAUCUUGUAUUUCAUAAAUUAAGGUGGUGCAUUAUGUACUUGCUGAAGUGUUUCGCUAAAUCUUCAGUGGAUCUCCUAAAGUUUCUCAAAGUAUCUUCAACUCUUUGAUUUGGGUGCUUGGUUGGCCAGAGCAGGUAUGCCAGAAGGAACUAGUAGAACUUUGAAUGAAUCUUUAAAUCAUGAAAGAAUAAUCAAUAAAGUUGCUAAUUACCUAUUUUUUGA
Molecule: messenger RNA, 4954 nt
Organism: Carya illinoinensis
Lineage: Eukaryota; Viridiplantae; Streptophyta; Magnoliopsida; Fagales; Juglandaceae
Exons: 4
Coding region: 372-4478 (1368 amino acids)
Source: RefSeq, a predicted model, not a curated record